Aureobasidium namibiae CBS 147.97 is the source of this 2031-nucleotide messenger RNA. Its product is annotated as glycogen debranching enzyme. The coding region runs from base 1 to 2031 and encodes 676 amino acids. The transcript is spliced from 3 exons. Gene Ontology annotation, biological process: carbohydrate metabolic process. NCBI's taxonomy places the organism in Eukaryota, Fungi, Ascomycota, Dothideomycetes, Dothideales, Saccotheciaceae. The record is from RefSeq and is a predicted model, not a curated record.
AUGUUGUACUCAUCUUUAUUCCUUUUGGCUGUACAGUCAGGCCUCACUGUCAAAGGAGCCAAGGCUAGCUCAUCCCCGUCUCACGAGAAACGAGCCCUCGACACUUCUGCAAUUGCAACAAAGUAUUUCGGAAAUGAUGCACCCUGGUACAAGGACAGAAUUGCAUAUUUUGAAUGCAGUGAUUCUCAAAUUACCGAUGUAUACUACUACCGCUGGAAGAUCUUCAGAGCCCACCAACGUGAUCUGGGUGCCAAAGGCUAUAUUUCUACCGAAUUCUUGGAUGAUGUCAGUUGGCAGCUCGAGCCGUGGGCAUCCUUGAACGACGCUACUGGAUUCCACGUUGCUGAGGGUAGAUGGAAUAGAGACCGCCGCUUCAAGGAUGACUACCUCACUCACAUGUUGACUGGUGGUGACGACCGUCAUUUCACAGACUACAUCCAAGACUCUGUCUGGGGUAGCUAUCUGGUGGACAACGAUGUGCCUAGCGCGACAAAGUAUCUGGAUCAAAUGAAGACUCUGUACAACCAAUGGGUCGACCACUUUGAUUCGUCUAAAGGUCUAUACUGGGUCGAGCCAUUGCUUGAUGCAACUGAGUAUACCAUCUCCUCGAUCGAUGCUUCUGGUGGCAAGGAUGGCUUUACUGGGGGAGAUGCCUUCCGCCCCUCGGUGAACUCUUACAUGUACGCCAAUGCGCGUGCUCUGGCUAAGUUGGCUGGUCUGGUCGGCCAGACGAGUGUCACCACCGACUACAACUCUCGUGCUGCAGCAAUCAAGAGCAACGUUCAGAAAAGCCUGUGGAACUCUACUUUGAGCCACUUCAUCGACAGGUACAAGGUCAGCAACGACUACGUCAAGUACUGGGAGCCGAUCCGCGGACGUGAGCUUGUCGGUAUCUUACCUUGGACCUUCGAUCUUCCCGACAACUCUUCCGAGUAUGCAUCCUCAUGGAAGCACCUUCUGAACCCCAACGAACUCGCCGGAGCCAAGGGGUUACGCACUGUUGAGCCCAGCUACCAGUACUACAUGAAGCAGUACCGUUACGAUGCUGCUUCUGGGCGCCGUGAGUGCCAAUGGAAUGGACCUGCUUGGCCUUUCCAGAUCACACAAGCACUUCUAGGCAUGUCCAAUUUGCUCGACCAUUAUUCUCAGAAUGUCGUCACCAACUCUGAUUACAUCAAGUUGCUCAAGCAGUACACACAAAUACACUACAACGGUGCAUCUCUCAAUCUGCAGGAAGACUACGACCCUGACAAUGGCGGUGCUAUUGUUGGUUUGGCCAGAUCACCACACUACUUCCACUCUGGCUACAUCGACCUCAUCAUGACAGGUCUGGUCGGUAUCCGUCCUCGAGCAGACGACUUCCUCGAAAUAAAUCCUCUGAUCACAAGCGACAUCAAAUACUUCAGAGCCGAAGAAGUACCCUACCACGGCACCAACAUUGUUGUGCAAUGGGACGCAGAUGGCAGCCGCUACAACCAAGGAGCCGGCCUCCGCGUCGAAAGAGACGGCGUAGUCAUCGCUACCUCACCAACACUCAAACGCCUGGUAAUUCCCUUCCAGAAGAAAGCAAUCAUAGGCAUCACUCGCCCGAUCGCAAAGAGCAUCCAACUCCAAACCACCACCACAUAUCCCUAUGGCAAUGCCUCCUCCGGCACAAACAUCGACAACGUCCACGACGCUAUCGACGGCCGCGUAUGGUUCUUCCCCGAACUCGCCAAUGGUUGGAAUUCAGACGUCAACUCUGCGACCACUCAAUGGUACACGGUGACGUUCGAAUCUGCGACCCAGAUCUCGAGGGCCGAGAUUGCAUUCUUUGAUAAUGGGAACGAUUUCAAAGCUCCUACUGCGUACUCGGUACAGGUGUUGAGUAAUGGGAAGUGGGUGGAUGUUGCUGGACAAAAGAAGGAUGCUGUUGUUGCCAAUGGUAUCACCAAUGUGCAGUUUACGGCGACGAGUAUUGCGCAGGUCAGACUUGCGAUUACGCAGCCUGCUGGUAAGAGGACGCGUUUGGUGGAGGUUAAAUACUUUUGA